Molecule: messenger RNA, 756 nt
Organism: Symbiodinium natans
Lineage: Eukaryota; Dinophyceae; Suessiales; Symbiodiniaceae
Source: the annotation of a GenBank genome assembly
AUGCCUCGCAAGUUUGGGUCCAUCUGCAACGUGAACGGCCGAGCAGUGGCGGCACCAAGUGGUGCCGAGAAGAUUUUAGUGGUGGAACCCGCAGAUGGCCAGGUCUCGGCCAUUGAGCUCCCUGCGAGCAUAGAUGCAAGCAAAUGCUGCAAGUAUCUGUCCGUCUGCAAUGUGAAUCGAAAGGCCGUCAUGGCCCCUUGUAAUGCUGAGAAGAUCUUGGUGGUGGAUCCUGAGGCUAGCCAGGCUUGGGCCAUCGACCUACCCUUCGGCCUUGAUGCACGCACCGAGUGGAAGUAUUUCUCAGUUUGCAGUUUGAUGAACAGGGCAGUGGCGGCGCCACUCGAUACCGAUAAGAUCUUGGUGGUGGAUCCUGCAACGUCCAAGGCUCAAGCCAGAGACCUUCCUGCAGGGAUUGAUGCCAGCAGAUGCCACAAGUAUUGCUCCAUCUCCGUGGCGAGUGGAAGGGCAGUGGCAGUGCCAUGGAACGCCAAGAGGAUUUUGGUGCUGGACCCUGCAACUGGCCAUGCUUCGGCCAUCGACCUCCCCGCAGGAAUUGAUGCUAGCAGGGGUCGAAAGUUUUUGUGCGCCUGUGCUGUGAAUGGUAAGGCAGUGGCGGUGCCAAGUGGUGCCGAGAAAGUGUUGGUAGUGGAUCCUGUACAUGGUCAGGCUUCCGCCCGCGACCUCCCUGCAGGCAUUGAUGCAAGCAGGCCCCGCAAAUAUGAGUCCGUUUGCAGCAUGAAUGGAAGGGCCACUUGA